Molecule: messenger RNA, 3995 nt
Organism: Zootoca vivipara (common lizard)
Lineage: Eukaryota; Metazoa; Chordata; Lepidosauria; Squamata; Lacertidae
Gene: MISP3
Product: MISP family member 3
Source: RefSeq, a predicted model, not a curated record
AAUUGUGCCGCGGCAGGGCUGUGUCCUCCCAGCAGAUUAGCUUGGGGCGUGUAAUUGGCUCAGUGGCUGAGCAUAAAGCCCAGGGAGAGCACCUCCUGCUGGGACAGACUGCCAGGGGUCCAGGACUCCGGCCAGGCAGAAUCCGGAGAGCGUGUGUGUCAGUUGGCAGAGCCACACACUGCCCUGGAUGAGCACCGAAACUCUCCCACUGCCUCCCCCAGCUGCUGGGUUGUGCCUCAGAGAACAGGAGAACUCCGGGGUGGAUGUAUUCGGGGACAUGGUGGAAAGUGGGACUAUGGCUGGGAAUGUUCCCAUAGCCACCCCACCCGACGACUCCUUGGCCCCCUCGCUCGAUGUUGCUGCUGGUUCCCUUGCCAAGGACAAUGCGCUGCAGGAACCGUCCACCUCAGGACAGGAGGGCAAACAUGUUGAGAGGGGGCCGCCAUCUCCAGUCAAGCCUCCAGAGGGGACUGAAAUGGCAGAGGCCUCAAAGUCACCAGGCCAAGGGCAGGAUGACGGCUAUUCCGCUAAACAGGACAAGACCGCAAGUCCCUCCCCGCAACUGAAUUCUGAGGAUGCCGCAAGCCUGUUGGCCCAAGGGGGACAGGGCAGCCAAUCUGUGUGUUGUGACAAGAUGCCGGGUGCCCCGUGUCCUACUGGGACCUUGGAACGGCUGGCGCAAGAGGAGGAGGCCAGUCUGAAUCACUGCCUUGAGAAGAAUGGAGCUGGGCCCACUGACUCCUUGAAACAGUUGGGACAUGGCCAAGAAGAAAAAGGAACUCCUCUUCUUUAUUGUGUGGAGACCUCAGGUGUUUCUUCGGAGCAACAGAAAUUCGCCAGCACCUCAAAUCAACUGGACGUAUGGGAGGAGAGUGGCAUUGUGGGUAGUCACAGCCAGGAUCCUGCUUCAGAACCUCUAGAGGAACCUGAACUUGUCUGCUGCAGGGGAGACAGCCAAGUUGAUUGCGCUGCAUCCUCCCAGACUCCCAGCAUCUCGCUUCCGGGGACCAAUUCCCCAAAGCAGUCAUGGGAGGGAGACUGUUUGGUCUUUCCCAACCACCACCCCAGCUCCGCUCUCUGUGCUGAGCACCAGGAGACGUUUGACACUGCCAGCGUCGAUCGAGACAUAAAACCAGGCUGCUCGGAAACUGUAGAGGCUGGCAAGGAGGAAAGCACGCCCAGGGAGCUGGACGAUCAGUCCCAAGCUGCAGAGGAAUAUCCGGGUAACCUGAAUUGGCAGUUAUUUGGGGAGGGCUCGGUGGAUCACUCCCAAACAACGGAGAAGCAAGAUGCCCAAGACGCUGAACGCACCCCAGCUGGACUUUCGCUGGCAUUGGUAGACGCUCAGCCAGAUGCUGGCACCUAUUGCCAGCAGAGGGCAGCAGGCGCAGAUGGCGACACUCCCCUCCAGGCAGCGCCGAAGCAGUCUCCUGGGGCAACCGGUGACUCCUCUGGACCUGCCCACUGGGGCCUGGCUCCUGACUGUGGCAGGCAAGAGAGGGAAGGACUGGCUGCUGAGGAAUCGAGCGGAACCGGCAACGACAGCCAAGCCCAGGGAGAGGCUGGAGCCAAGGCUGCGCUGGAAUCUGAGAAGGGAGAGGAGGAGGCACCCAGCCGCGCUGGGCCUGGGGAAGCCACCUGCGUACCAGAGAGUGCAAAGGACCUAGCUGGUGCCAAAGAUCCAGCCGGAGAAUCACCUGGCUCGGAAAGCCCGACUGGCACAAGGAAUCCAGCUGGUCCCCAAGACCAAGCUGGUACCAUGGUGCUAGCUAGCGCUGAAGACCCACUUGGGGCCAGGGACAGAGCGGGCUCUCAAGAUUUGGCCGGCACCGCAUGCCCAGUUGCCGUUUCGGAGCACGCCACUUCCAGUCUGAAACCUGGAGACCAAUCGCUCCUCGGUGCCAGGGACCCUGCCAGCACCGAAGACCUGGUUAGCCCGGCAGACCCAGUCUGUGCCACAUCCACGCCCAGCAGGCCCCCUGGGACUGGCGGCAUGGACUGGACGGGAAAUGCCACGGAGCAUACGGAGGCCCUGCCCGCUGCCCCCGAGACCCCAAUCGAGCGAGAGAUCCGUCUCCACCAGGAACGGGAAGAGCACCUGCGGCGGCAAAGGGGCCUGGCUAGCCCCUGGGGCACCCAGGAGUAUGUGGAGGUGCGCAUCAGGCCCAUCCUGAACCAGAACCUGGGGCCCCCCAUGCUGCCCAAGGAGAAGGAGCGCCAGUGGGCCGGCGUUCAAAUGCAGAGGGAGAUCCAGCGGGAAUGUCAACGGGAAGAGGACCUGGUUCAGCUGGGGAAGGUCAGGGGGGCCUAUGACCGCGGCACCCCGCAAGAGAUGCAGGAGAAGUUGAUGAUUUUUGAACAGCAUCCCAGCCCGGAACCUCCAGCCCCCAGGAAGAUGCUGUGCAGCAGCCCCAGAGGGGCGAGGGGGCUCUCCUUUGCGGAGGCCAACAGCACCGCCAACAUGGUCAUCGUGGACUCUGGCGCUCUGCUGCGAGCCCAACGGCCGCUGCCCGAGAGAACCCCUGCAUCGGCCAACCCCUUCUUCUGCUUGCGUGCCAAAAGUCCCCAGUCUCUGCUGGAGCAGGAGGUCCAAGAAGCUCAGGAACGAGAGCGGGAGCUGCAGAGGCAAAGGCACAACCUGUAUGGCUCAGCGUUGCCCUGCCAGGCAGCAGAGGCCUCAGCUCAGGAUGAGGAGAUCCCCAGCCAGCCAGAGAGACCUUCCUGCAAGAAGCUGGAUGUCACCUGGCCCCCUCCGAGCCCUCCGGAGACCUCUCAGGUGAAUGGCCUCCAUCAGCCGGAGAGAAGCCCUCGAAUCCUCCGCCGACAGAGGAGUGCCUUAAUCCAGCGCUGGGAGUCGGGAGCUGUUGGCAACCAGGACAGUGAAGAUUAGGGGGCUGCCUCGGCAAGAAAAGCCGCUGGGUUGCAUCUCCAGUGCAAAAGACACAAGGGCUCCCCUGUGCCUCCCCCAACCUUGCACAAAACAUAACUCACGGGGCGCAUGUUGAGUGCACCUCUGGAGCCGACCGUGUGUUCUCUCCACUCCACCUUUUGAUUUGUCAAAAAAAGUCCAAAAGCAUGUCUGCACAACCAGUUUGAUCCACAAGGCAGAAAUAGCAUUUAUAACCGGCUGCCUUCUUCCCAAUUUUAUCCUGGAACAAAGAGGAGAACGAUUUAAGGGAUGGGCUCCAAAGCAUUACUAUUCAUUUUAGUUUCUUUUUUUUAAUGUAGGUAACACCUGCUUGGACACUGAUUUCUCAACCCAAGGGCUUUCCAAACACAGGUUUCCCCUACAUUUGGUCUGCUUUGGGCAACCCCACACAGAAGUGUACGGGUGGAUCCAUGGAGGGGGAUGCACAGGAGCAGCUACACCUAAGUGUAUGUGUAGGAGCUGUCCCAUGCCGGCAGCAUCUUUUCCUGUUGAGGUCCGGUCGUUUAUGGGGAAGGGCCAUAGCACCAUAGUAGCAGAGCACCUGCCUUGCAAGGAGAAAGUCCUAGGUUUAAUCCCAGGCAGGGCUGGGAGAGAUUCCUGCCUGAAACCCUGGGGAGGUGCUGCCAGUCAGUGUAGACAAUUCUGAACUAGAUGGAACACGGGUCUGACUAGGUGAGGAAGAUUCCUACAUUCCUAUGUUUAACUGGUUGCGGAGGGCCAAUAAUCUGGGCAGACUUGCGCCUCUGGGCAUCUAUCUCAGGCGACUUGCGACCGCUCCCCCAGGACUUCUUUCAUUCUCAGAUUUGACCAAGUCACAUGUGGGUUUUGUCCCUGGGUAUUCACACUUGUGUACAAACAAGUAUUGUAGGAACCAGCGCACAGGCAGUUGCUGCUGCUGCUACUACUACUGAGAUGAAAGAUGGCAAAUUUUUACCCUGGGGUAGUAUGCUUUGCCACUGACACUCCUUUUCAUUCAGCAAAAUAAGAAUCAAACAAGAAUCUUUCAAUGAAAAGAGCUCCUUGAUUUUGUCUACGCCAGCAAGAAUUAAAAGUAAAUCAAACGGGA